UCUGCAGGCUCCUGCCCCAGCGCCUGUGAGUGUAAUUCAGGGGAGGAAUCUGAGGGAAAGGAUGGAAAGGCUGAGAAAGAAGCCGACCCAGAGCCACACUCCUCAGUUCUAAGCCACAGGCCCCUGCUCAGGACCUGGCAGCAUCAACCCAAGAAGAUCACAGAGGAAGAUGAGGAGGAGGAGGAGGACAACGCUUCAGGGGAAGCUGAGGGACGGGAGGGAGAAGCUGAGGGUCCCUCGUCCAUUCCCCCAACAAGUACCUUCUUGAGGGCCUGGGUGUACCGGCCAGGAGAGGACACAGAGGAGGAAGAUGAAGACAGUGAUUCAGGAGCAUCUGAGGAGGAGGGAGAAGCUGAGGGUCCCUCUUCCAUUCCUCCCACAAGUACCUUCUUGAGGCCCUGGGUGUACCAGCCAGGAGAGGACACAGAGAAGGAGUAUGAGGAGAAUGAGGAUGAGAAAGAUGAUUCCGAGACAGCUGGCUCAGGCCCAAGUUCUUCCCUUCAGGCCCAGAGUGCCCUCCUCAGGAACUGGACAUACCCACCUGGAAAGGAGACAGAGGGAGUAGAAGCUACUGAGGAAUGGGGAGAAGCUGAGCCCUUCCGAGUGGCCAUCUAUCUACCAGGAGAGAAGCCACCACCUUCCUGGCCUCUUCCUUGGCUGCCCCUCCGACUGCAAAGGCGGCUCAAGUCUACAGGAACCCCCACCCAGCUUCCGGACCCCGAGACUCCCCAAAAGGCCAGAAAGGUGCACUUCUCUGAGGUCUAUUUCCUUAAUUUUUAA
Molecule: messenger RNA, 780 nt
Organism: Myotis davidii
Lineage: Eukaryota; Metazoa; Chordata; Mammalia; Chiroptera; Vespertilionidae
Product: protein phosphatase 1 regulatory subunit 15A-like
Biological process (GO): response to endoplasmic reticulum stress
Cellular component (GO): endoplasmic reticulum; protein phosphatase type 1 complex
Molecular function (GO): protein phosphatase regulator activity
Source: RefSeq, a predicted model, not a curated record